GGACUGUAAAACUGAUCGUAUCAUGCUUUGAUUACAUGGGGCUCGCGGCUUUAACCCGCUCCACUGAGUCGACUGUGAUGCGCGUCUGGGUCGCGCGCUGCUGGUGGGCAGAGCGCCGUCACGAGCUGAAGGUGUCAUGAAACGCAGAAAACUCACUUGCAGAAAGAAAGAGGGUUAUUUAUGCCAGCUCGCAUGGCAACAUAAGAGAUACUCGCUGGACAAAUAAAUUUUCGGAGUGAACAUGGCCAAAAACACAUCUCUGUAUUUUCGGAUCGUCGAGGGCAGGAGCCUCCCGGCCAAAGACGUAUCUGGGACGAGUGAUCCUUACUGCAUUGUUAAAGUUGACAAUGAGGUUGUGGCCAGGACCGCAACAGUCUGGAAGAAUCUUAAUCCUUUCUGGGGUGAAGAGUACACGUUGCACCUCCCGAUGGGGUUUCAUUCGCUGUCGUUCCUUGUGAUGGACGAAGACACGAUUGGACACGACGAUGUUAUUGGAAAGAUUACGCUGAGCAAAGAAGCGAUUGGGUCUCAGGUUAAAGGGCUUGAUAGUUGGAUGAACUUGACGAGGGUUGACCCUGAUGAAGAAGUUCAAGGAGAGAUCCACCUGAGUCUGGAGCUCCUCAAAGACACAAAGAAGAAUAGCCUGCGGUGCCAGGUCAUUGAAGCCAGGGACUUGGCUCCGAGAGACAUUUCUGGAACAUCUGAUCCUUUUGGAAGAGUUAUUUUCAACAACCACAGUGCGGAGACCUCGAUUAUCAAGAAGACCCGUUUCCCUCAUUGGAGAGAAACCUUAGAGCUGGAGCUGGACGCAGAGGAGCUGAGUGAUGAGGGGACUGUGAUUGUGGAGGUCUGGGACUGGGACAUGGUGGGCAAAAAUGACUUUCUUGGAAAGGUGGAAAUCCCUUUUGCUUGUAUGCACAAGACACCUCUGUUAGAGGGCUGGUUUCGUUUGCUGCCCCUGGGAAACAAUGAGGCUGAUGCUGGUGGCAAGCUGGGAGCGCUGCGCCUGAAGAUCCGUCUGGUUGAGGACCGGAUCUUGCCGUCCAUGUACUACCAGCCACUUAUUGAACUUCUGGUUGAGUCGGUAAUCUCCCCCGCAGAGGUGGAGGACAGCAGUUCCCUUACCAUGCUGGAGGAGGUGACCACAGUGGAGAGCAGGCAAGAUGUUGCGAUGACUUUGGUAAAGAUCUACCUGGGACAAGGCCUGGUUGUGCCGUUUCUCGAUUACCUUAAUACCAGAGAAGUCAACCACACAACUGAUCCAAACACCUUAUUUCGCUCCAACUCACUUGCCUCCAAAGCCAUGGAACAGUUCAUGAAGGCUGUUGGCAUGCUGUAUCUGCAUGAAGUGUUGAAACCCAUCAUCAAUCGCAUCUUUGAUGAGAGGAAGUACAUUGAGCUGGACCCAUGUAAGAUUGACCUGAACCGCACAAGACGGAUUUCUUUUAAGAGUGGAGUGUCGGAAGCAGAGGUACGAGACUAUAGCGUGGAGAUGCUGCAGAGCUAUUUAACCAGCAUCAUCGAAUCUAUCGUCAACUCUGUCGAUCAUUGUCCCUCGGUCAUGAGAGUGGCGUUCAAGCAGUUGCACAAGAGAGUGGAGGAACAGUUCACAGAGCCUGAGAAUGAGGAUGUAAAAUACCUUGCCAUCAGCGGGUUCUUCUUCCUGCGUUUCUUUGCUCCUGCCAUCCUGACACCUAAGCUGUUCCAGCUGAGAGACCAGCAUGCUGACACACGUACAAGCCGAACGUUGUUACUACUCGCCAAGGCAUUGCAGAGUGUGGGCAACCUGGGCCUUCAGCUGGGUCAUGGGAAGGAGCAGUGGAUGGCACCUCUUCAUCCCAUCAUCCUCCACAGUGUGGCCUCUGUCAAGGACUUCCUGGAUAAGCUGAUCGACAUAGAUCAUGACAUCGUGUCUGCGGUGCCUCAGGGGGCAGUGUUCAUGCCUUCAGUGACAGUGAAGGAGGGAUACCUCCACAAACACAAAGCAGAGGGACCACAGCUGCUGUCCCGCUUUGCUUUCAAGAAACGCUAUUUCUGGUUGACUAGCGAGACCUUGUCCUAUGCCAAGACCUCUGAUUGGCAGGUGCGCUCCUCAAUACCAAUUCAGCGUGUGUGUGCCGUGGAGAGGGUGGAUGAGAAUGCCUUUCAGCAGCAGAAUGUAAUGCAGGUCAUUACACAGGACAACGAUGGAAAGCUGAACACGAUGUACAUCCAGUGCAAGCAGAAUGUCAAUGAGCUGAACCAGUGGCUGUCUGCAAUAAGAAAAGCCAGCAUCUACAAUGAGCGCAUGCUACCUUCUUUUCACCUGGGCAUUCAUCGCAGCGGCAAGUGGACCUGCUGCCUUCAGGCAGGCCGUGCUGUUACAGGCUGCAGCAGAACACACUCGGCUGUGACUCUGGGCGACUGGAGCGACCCGCUGGAUCCCGACGUGGAGACUCAGAUGAUAUACAAGCAACUUCUCCAAGGCAGAGACAAACUCAGGAAAAAAUACCUGGAGAUGGAAGACGCGGAUCAGACAUCAACCAAUAAGGAAAAGAGGAUAAACCCUGAUAUUCAACCAGAUGGGGCCGAAUGCAACACUCAGCCGAUAAAGCCUAGCACGAGUGUCGCUGCUCGGCUGCUGGUGGUGAUAGAGGAUCUGGAACAAGCUCACGCCACCUUCCAACUGAGAGAAAAAGAGGAUGCCACCAGAGUCAUUCUGAAUCCCUAGGCUGCACACGGCCUCUGAUCUAUUAAUGCCUGGAAAGAGGGGUGGGUGUGCGGAAACGCUGGAGGAAGAAGAGAAAGAGGAGGGGGACCAGUAAGAGGCAGCAAUAGCUACACACUCUCCUGAUUGUCACAGAGGAGAAACUGUGGCCUUCUCUAGCUUUUGGUGCCAGCUGUAAUGAGCAGCGGACACUAUGGCACUUUUUAAUCUUUUUCUGUACUUUCUGAAUGCCACCAACAAGGAAGGUGACGAUGCAUGAUAAUAAACAGGAAGGGGACCUUGCCGUCUGAUCUGAUGUGAUAUUUUUUCUGUAGAUAACGAGCAGUCUGUUGCAUGGCUUGCAUCCACUUGUGAAAUGUGAAAAACCUUUAUAUUUCAAGAUAUUGUACAGGACUUCAAACAUUUUUAUGCAAAAGGCUCAUUGAUGUGUAAUGUACAGUACCUAAAUGUAAGGUGAUUUGAUACUUGUGAUUUAUGACUCGUGUUUUGUUACCCUGAUUAAGGGAGUUUAUUGCCAAUCCCGCUUUGUGGCAGUAAUUUAACAUCACAGGUCAUUCCAUAAUGAUAUUAUGUUAAAUUGAAGCUCAGCGUAACACUGCCUGUAUUGUGAGCAAAAUUAGUAUUGCUUACACGCUGCUUUUUUCCCUUUAUACAAAACAACGAGCUUUUAUUUGGUGCUGCAGCCAUUUGAUCAUAUAAAUUGAGCUCUGAUGUAAUUUGUUUUGCAUUUUUUAAUUUAUGUCCUUACAUGUGAUAUUGCCAUUCUAAAAUUGGAAUGGGUAAUAUGUACUUCACUUACAAGUGUCGGGCUAUGUUUUAGAUGCCAAAUUAGUUUUGACAAACCUAAGCAAGCUGACUUUUAAGUACAGAUAUUGUUGAAUUUAUUUUCACUAAUGUUAAAUUAUUUUCAUUCCAAGCAUUCAUACCCUCAUACAAUUCGUACGCUAGUGGUUGUACCAAGACAAAAUGUGGGGAAAAAACGUUUUCCCUCAUUACAACCACAGACCUUAAAGUGUUUUAUUGGGAUUUUAUUUGGUUGACCAACACAAAGUGGUGCAUAAUCGUAAUGUGGAAGGAAAAGGAAAUGUUUUUACAAAGAAAUCUCUAUAAAGUGUGUCCUCAGGUCACAUCAAGGGGAGAGCAUUUGUGAACAUCAAGUUUAAAAUCUUGUCUAAGAUUCUCAGUUGGAUUUAGUUCUGGACUUUGACUGGGCCAUUUGAUUACAUAAUUAUCCUUUAAUCUAAGCCACUCCCUUGUAGCUCUGGCUGUAUGUUUAGGGCUGUUGUCCAGCCAGAAAAUGACCCUCGACCCAUAUCAAAGCUUUUGCCAGCUUACACAGAUUUCCUUCCACAAUAGUCCAGGAUUCAGCUUCAUCCAUCUUCCCAUACUCUCUGAGAAUCUUUUCUGUCACUAGUGAAGAAGAGCAUCCCCCACAGCAUAAUGCUGCCACCACCAUGUUUUAGCAUAGGUGUGGUGUUUGUUUUAAUCCAGCCCUCACAUUUUGCAUCUAGGUCAGCAUAUAAAAAAUUGGACCGGCCCGGCCUGUUCGUUUAGACAGCCAUGUCUUGGUAGGUUAGCAGAUGUGCCAUACUCUUUCCAUUUUCUUCCUCUAACAAACCUUUAAGGUCUUCAAAGAACAGCUGGAUUUAUACCAAGAAUAAAUUACAAUUGGUUGCGCUGGACUUAAUUUAGGGUUAUCAAAGUAAAACUGGCUGAAGACAAAAGACUCACUUAUAAGAUUUUGAAAAAAAAGAAUUAAACUGCAUUUUUUUAUGUUUGAGUUCCUAGUUUUGAGCUACUUUGUGGUCAGGUUUCAAUUGACAAGUUUGUGGUUGUACUGUGACAAAAUGUGGAAAGUUCAAGGAUAUAAAUACUCUUGCAAGACAUCAUAAGAACACAUCCUGCAUUGAACGUUAUAAUAACUGUGGACCUAAAAAGAUCAGAAAAGUAGAAAUUGUCACAUUUUAUGAUUUCAAAAUUUGAUUUCUUAUAUAUAUUUGCAUGUUAACACAGAAUACAGGAGGAUUCAACAAGUUUUGACAAUUUGCAUAUAUUUUCUGAAGACUCUACACUAAACAAGCCAUAGUUUAAAAAAAGUUAAACUUAUCUGAGAUCUUUCAAUGUCUGAUUGCCCAAACCUUCGUGAUUCUUAGUUCUUCCCAGGACUGAAGUGUUGAAUAUAAAAUAAGAGAUAACACUAACGUGAUGUCUUUUGAAGAUCAGUUGAUUGUGUCUAUCCUCAACAAAUAAAAGUAACAGAACUUUUUACCUGCAGUUUUUUAUUUUAUCCUGAAUUGAGUGAAUUUGCUGCUUUUGAAAAUUAAAUGUAUUUAUUUUCCAAGUGAUGAGUUUUUCUCAGAUCCAGAAUACACUUUAUUGAAAAGACAAAACACAUAGCUUCAAAUCUUUUUGAAACACACAAUAAUGGUUUGUUUUUUAAGUGUGGGGAUGCCUGUAUUAUUAAUGACUUCACCCAUUGUACUACAGAAAGAAAUAAAAUGGCCGUGUUAAUUUGUCGACAGGCUUGUGUUCUAAUUAAGUGCAACCACAUUUAUCCAUACAUGAAUUAACAAAUUAUGUGACUGUGCUGCUGAUACCAUAUUGCACUCAGAGCUUUAUAGGUUCCACACAUCUCCAUCGGUCAAAUGAAUCAUUUAAUCAAAACCAUAAACCGGGAAGGGAGCUGCUGGGUCUGUGCUAAUGAAAGCUGGUGUCGAAUGGGGGGAUUGAAUGAAUGAAUCCAGAAACCAGCAGAUCCCAGAGCUCACUUUUAUUUCCAGCAACCACAGCCCCGACAGUCAGAGCAAAAAAAAUGACCAUAAAGUAGAUUUACUACCACUGAGAGGCGUUUCUGCGACUCCCUCGAAGCUCAUUUCAAUCCAUGGAACAAAGAGCAGAGCAGAGAGCUGUCUGUGGAGCAGGCCAAGUAAAAGCACAUCACAUCUCUGAGUGGUAAUUCAGAAUGGAAAAAAAAAUACGAGUCAGAGUCAGGGUGCGGAAAUCCCCCAGAGCCCCCAAGGGCACAUUUAUUUAUUUUUUUCCACAAGGAACACACAAACAUGCAACAAGGUCAUCACAAUUCAAUAAAGACUGAUUGAUUAAGAAGCCCUUUAUAGUUUAAUCAGUGUCUCUCAAUAGCUUGCAUUUUGUUAAUGUCACACUGCUUAAGGUUAAAUCAAAUCACAGUAAAUGAUCAUUUAAAAUAUUUAUUAAAAUGGGCACCUAAAUGUAUGAAAACAUUCUAAUGUAUUGUGUUUGUAGAGUGUGGGAGAGAAAAUCAUUGUUGCCUCAAACAGGUGCAUCUCAAUAAAUUAGAAUAUCAUCAAAAUGUUAUUUUGUAAUUCAAUUAAAAAGUAAAAUCCAUAUUAGACUGUGUUGUAUAGAAAAUGUUAUGUUAUGGCCUGUACAAUCAUAAGGAAAACUGUUGACAGUUUUCCAGCAGACAGUCAUUGUCAGGCAUCCCAAGGAAGGGAAGUCACAAAAGUUUACUGUUCAGAGGGUGCUGUAUCCAAGCCUAAUAAUGGAAAGUUGAGUGGAAGAAAAGGGUGUGGUGGAAAAGGGGGACAUGCAACUAGGAUAAUUGCUAUAGAAGCCACGUGUUAACAGAGCACAGUAUGCAAGCAUGUUAAUGUAUGAUUGGGUGAAAGGAAAAAAUGUAAAAGAAAAAGGUGCAUAAGCAACAGAGAUCAUUGCUCAAGAAGCUGCUUGUUCACAAAGUGCUGCAUGCAAGUGUUUUAAUUGAACAUUGUGUGGUGGGAUAAAGUGGGAUAAUGGCAAACAGCUUCUUUAGCAAUGACUUUUUGUGGUGAGCAUCAAAGACUACCGGUUGGACAACCGUUAAAUCAGCAGUCUGCUCCAUGAUUGAGUAGGCCACAAUAUGGUUCUAACAUUUCUGUAUUAGAUAUUAUUUUCUAAUUUGGUCUUCUGCAAUAUUCACAUUUUCUGAGAAACUGAAAUUUAGUUUUUCGUUAGUUUUAAGUUAAAUUAAUAAAAAUUAAGAAAAAUAUAUACACUUGAAAUAUAUCAGAAUGUGCAUUAUGAAUCUAUAUUUAUGUUUCACUUGGUGAAUAACUGAAAUAAAUUCACUUUAGAUGAUAUUUUUAUUUAUAUAGAUGUGCCUGUAAAUCACCAAUAGAGGCUAUAAGAUCUUUCUAACUAACCAAAGAAAUUAGUAAAUCACCAGAAAAAGAAAAUUGCAUGGUAUGUUUUUCAAAAGACACUAUGAUGUUUUGAUACACAGAGAGCUAUGCAUUGUCAAUACUCUUACAGUUUGGUUGACAUGCACCUCUAGGAGAAUAUUACUGCAUCUUGAAAGGACAUGAACCUAAUCUUUGUCUACUAGACACCUAUCUGCCACACACACACACUCACAAGCACACACACACUCACAAGCACACACACACACACACACUCACAAGCACACACACGCACACAGACAUAGACAGAAAAAACUAUAUCCACAGUUUGAAGCAGACACUACAAGAGAGUAUAGCUGUAAAUAUAUUAUGACAAAUAGAUUUGAUCACUUACUCCACUUCAAAUGGAAAGGUAUGAAAUGAAUAAACAAAAUGAAGCUGUAAUGUGACAUACGAUUUCUUUCAGAGACAAUCAUUAAAAAAUACAUAAAAAUAUAUAUGUUUUCAAAUACAUAGCAUAUUAACAUCUUCAGGCCUCCUUUGCUCAUUAACCAGGAGGUAGGCAAACUAUAAAGAAAAACAUCCACUGUCGUAUUACCCAGAAAUCUGCCUUCCUGCUACACACAAGCCAAGUGCUAGAGCUUAAAAAUAGGAAAUUGCAUAAAAGCCUUCUCUCUCUUCUUUAUUCAGGCAGAUACUUUUCUGUGUGUCACUGAAACUUCAUCCAACAUUGAAAAAAGGAAAUGAAAAUCCCUGAUUGAAAGCUUUCUCUCCUGCUGUCCCAUUUUCAGAAAAGGGUGUCAGCAAGGUGUGAAGGAGGAACCCUGGAAUGGGCCGAAUGGUGAUUGUUUUUAACACCUGGGUCAAACAUUACAUUUUAAUGGUUUGGAAGUUUGCUUUAGCACAUUCUGUUUACAAGAAAGAUGGAAAUUUAAGUUUAAACAGAUAACACCAAAUAUUACCUGACAACUGGGUGAAAUAUUGGCUGAAAAAAUAUAUUUUUCAAACCAUUGAAAGCUGAUGUUUUUGGCUGUGGGGACAGUCGAAACAGCUUAUAACAUACAGACUCCUUUUAGUUCACAUUUAAUAUGAAGGUUUAGAGAUAUUCUGCCAGUUUCCCAUAACUCACCACAUUUUACACUGAACAUUAUUCUGUUUGAUCCAUCAUAUCAUUUUUACCAUUUUUAGGUUUUGCACAAUGACCAAGAAAAGGAAACUUGCACCUUUCCCAAAUGUUUUGCAUCAAGCAGUCAAAAACUGACCUUAGGUAUGCUGUUUUGAUGAAGUUGCAACUCUGCACAACCUUGCGUGGAUUUUGUUCGAAAUUUGUGCCACUACAGGACCGUACCCACUUAUUGGCACACCUGGUAAAGAUGUGUGAAGUUAAUCUUUUAUGGAGAAUUUUCAGCAUAAUCUCAUACUGAAAAUAAAAAGAGAAAAUCAACCUUUAAUUUGUGUAAAUUUAUAUAGAUGGAAACAAAAAUUCUAAGAAAUUAUUGUUUAUAACAAAGGCACCUGUGCCACACCUGCUUGCACCCCUGCUGCUGAUACUUUGCGUAAUACCCUUUUGCCAACAGAACUGCCCCUAGUCAUGUUCUAAGGACAAGGAUCACUGGCCCUCUUUGCAGUCUCCCUACUUCACAGGUGUCCAACUCCGGUCCUCCAGGGCCAGUGUCCUGCAACGUUUAGAUGUGUCUCUUUGUCAACACACCUGAAAAUAAUUAUUAGGUCAGUAGCAUGACUCUGUAGAAUCUGGGUAAAUGAGGAGGUAAUUCAGUCCUUUGGUUCAGUUCUGUUGGACUUAGGACACAUCAAAAAGAUCCAGGACAGCGGGCCUCGAAGACUGGAGUUUGACACCCCUGCUAUAGAUCAUUCAAGAUCCUGGAUUUCUUCUAAAGCUCUCUUGAGUUCUCCUCACAAGUUUUCUAUAUGAUUUAGAUCCAUGAACUGACAUGGCCAUGGAAGAAAAAACUAUUCGUGGAUCAUAAUCGAAAUGAUCCAAAGGUGACCCAUUUUUAGUUUUUAAGCAGAGUAAUUUAGGUUUUUAUUUAAAAUGUCCUGGUAUUUCAAAAAGUGAUGAUGCACACUAACAAUAAUCAUCUUUAUUGGUUAUUGUACAUGUACAUUACAACAAAAUUUGUCCUCUGCACUUAACCCAACCCUUACAGGGAGCAGUGGGCUGCCAUUGUGCGGCGCCCAGGGAGCAUUCUGGGGCUAAAGGUCUUGCUCAGGGAGCCAGAGUGGCAAUCUGUGGGAUACAAACCUGGCCCCAUGUGUCCCCUCCGGAACACAAAUCUCCUGCUCUAACCACUAGGCCACGACUGUGUUAAUGUGCAGCCUGCAAUUUUGUAAAAAAAAUAAAUAGAAAACACUUCACAGAAAAUUUCACUUU
Girardinichthys multiradiatus is the source of this 9235-nucleotide messenger RNA. Its product is annotated as rasGAP-activating-like protein 1. NCBI's taxonomy places the organism in Eukaryota, Metazoa, Chordata, Actinopteri, Cyprinodontiformes, Goodeidae. Bases 242 to 2710 code for a protein of 822 amino acids. Gene Ontology annotation, biological process: cellular response to calcium ion; regulation of GTPase activity; intracellular signal transduction. The record is from RefSeq and is a predicted model, not a curated record. Gene Ontology annotation, molecular function: GTPase activator activity. The transcript has 21 exons.